Camarhynchus parvulus is the source of this 2763-nucleotide messenger RNA. It is a transcript of the gene PPP1R16B, whose product is annotated as protein phosphatase 1 regulatory subunit 16B. Gene Ontology annotation, cellular component: cytoplasm. Lineage: Eukaryota; Metazoa; Chordata; Aves; Passeriformes; Thraupidae. The record is from RefSeq and is a predicted model, not a curated record. Gene Ontology annotation, molecular function: protein binding; protein phosphatase regulator activity; enzyme inhibitor activity. Gene Ontology annotation, biological process: establishment of endothelial barrier; regulation of sprouting angiogenesis. The transcript has 11 exons. The coding region runs from base 282 to 1997 and encodes 571 amino acids.
GGGGCCGGAGGCGGGCGGGGAGCGGCUCUGCGCGGCGCCGCUGCCUCCCUGCGCUUCCCUCCGCUUCCCUCCGCUUCCCUCCGCCCGCCGUGCUGCGGGGCCGGGCUGCUGCGCGGGGCUCCGCGGUUCCCACCACCUUCCCGCCGGGCUCUGCCAUGGGCCCUCCCCAGCUCGGCCUCAGCAUGCUGGUAUAGCAGCAGGAGGCUGCCAUCCCGAGGAGCUGUGCUGGGACAUCCCUUCCCCCUGGGCCAUCCUCCCCCUCCCCUGCCUGGGCAGGAGCCAUGGAUGCCCACGUGGACCUGCUGACCGAGCUGCAGCUGCUGGACAAGGUGCCCACGCUGGAGAGGCUGAGGGCAGCCCAGAAACGCAGGGCCCAGCAGCUGAAAAAAUGGGCCCAGUACGAGAAGGAGAUGCAGCACAAGAAGAGGAAGCAUGAAAAGAAGAGAAAUGCUGUGAACAGGAAGAAAGUGUCUUUUGAGGCCAGCGUUGCUCUGCUGGAGGCUUCCCUGAGGAAUGACGUGGAGGAAGUGUGUUACCUGCUGAAGAGCAACAUCAGCCCCGACCUGUGCAAUGAGGAUGGAUUAACUGCGCUGCAUCAGUGCUGCAUAGACAACUAUGAGGACAUAGUGAAGCUCCUCCUCAGCCACGGGGCCAACGUCAACGCCAAGGACAACGAGCUGUGGACUCCACUGCAUGCAGCAGCCACCUGUGGCCACAUCAACCUGGUGAAGAUCCUCAUCCAGCAUGGAGCAGACCUGUUGGCAGUCAAUGCAGAUGGCAACAUGCCAUAUGACCUCUGUGAGGAUGAGCCAACCCUGGAUGUCAUUGAGACUUGCAUGGCCUAUCAAGGGAUUACCCAGGAAAGGAUCAAUGAGAUGCGAGCUGCUCCAGAGCAGGUCAUGAUCUGUGACAUUCAUGACAUACUUGCCACUGGCCAAGACCUGAACAGGACUGAUGCCCAAGGUGCUACGCUGCUGCAUAUAGCUGCAGCCAAUGGUUAUCUGCAUGCAGCUGAAGUGCUUCUUGACCAGGGGGCAAGCCUGGAUGUAAAGGACUGGGAUGGCUGGGAACCUCUGCAUGCUGCUGCUUUCUGGGGACAGAUGCAGAUGGCUGAAUUGCUCGUGUCCCAUGGGGCUAGUUUGAGUGCCAGGACAUCUUUGGAUGAGAUGCCAAUAGAUCUGUGUGAAGAGGAGGAAUUCAAAGUUCUGCUUCUGGAGCUGAAGCACAAACACGAUGUGAUCAUGAAGUCCCAGAUGAGGCACAAAUCCUCGCUGAGCCGCAGGACCUCCAGCACGGGCAGCCGGGGGAAGGUGGUGAGGAGGGCCAGCCUUUCGGACAGGACAAACCUUUACAGGAAGGAGUGUGAGAAGGAGGCCAUGGUGUGGCAGCAGCUGGGGGCAGCAGAAGAAGGAAGAAACUCAGUUCUCAUUGGAGAAAUUGGGGAGACUCGGUCUGACCAGGAGAAUACAGACCCUAACUCAGUGCUGGAGAACUCCUCCCUCCUCCCGGAGCUAGCGAACAAAAGCACCCAGUGUGACACCGAGAUCCCUCUCCAGAAUGGACUGAUGGCAUCUGCCAGCCCUUACCAGUACACCUUUUCCAACGGGGACAUUUGGAGCAUGCACCCUGAGCCCGACAGCAACCCCGGGCACGUUCUGCCCUACAGCAGCCCCGGGCUGCCCGAGGCGCCGCAGCUCUGGGGCACCUACAAGGAGCACAACCACCAAACCCUGUCAGAGCUGAAGAGGCAGCGAGCUGCAGCCAAGCUGCUCCAGCACCCCUUCCUCAGCACCCACUUCAGCACUGGCAUGGCAGGAGUUGCUGAGAACGUGGCCGAGGCCAAGUCGCACUUAAUGGAAUCCAGGACUUCUCCCUACAGCUCCAAUGGGAGCUCGGUGUACUACACAGUGUCCAGUGGGGAUCCGCCCCUCCUGAAAUUCAAAGCUCCCAUGGAGGAAAUGGAAGAGAAGGUGCAUGGGUGCUGCAGGAUUUCCUAGUCUGGUCUGUGUCUCACCCCAGAGGACAGGAGACGUGGGUUGGAUCUAUCACAGUGGCCGGGUUGUUUGCAUUUCAAAGGGAGAAUUUGGUUAUGGACAUCCUGACUGUGGCAGCCUUGUUCAUCUCAAAUUGUACUUUACCCUGCCAAUUACCUCCAUUGCAGCUGGAUGAGUAAUGCAGGUGGAGCAAGGCUCUUAGGAGGGAUGCACAUCAAUAUGAUGUCAAAAGUCUCCUGAGUCUUGCUCCCUGGGGAAGAAUGUAUGGUGUGCUGCCUCCCUGUCCUUGGGAAGUCAUGAGAUGCCUUGGAACAAAGAAAGGAUCUGAAUUCAAAUCUUUGUGUCCGAGCCUCUUGCUGUAAGUCACUGAGCAGCUGGAAGGUGACAGUUCAGACCUGUGUUGUCACUCUUGGGGGAUGCACAUAUCCUGGAGGGGAGGUCAGCCCCCACAUGAGCUUUGCAAGAGUGCACAGAACUGUUUUCCACACAGCUGGAUCCAGCCCUUCCUGGGCUGGAGCAACAAGCAAGCACAGAUGCUGCGCUUAGGAAGUUUGCAAGGUGUUACCUCCUUGCGGUGACAGCUCACCAUCACAAACUGUGCACUGGCUGGGUCCUGUUCUGCUCUGUCAGCUCGUCACUGCAGACUGCCAUCAGGUUUGAAGCAGAACUUUUCCUGGAACAGGCUUCACUCAAUAGGCUUUAAAACUGAUGUUGCAAUAAAGGGGCCCUGGCAAUAGAAUUUUACUGCAAUAAAAUACUGACAAAGGUC